AUGGGGCCAUUUCCACCAUCCUGUGGGAAAAAUUACAUCUUGGUAGCAGUUGAUUAUGUAUCAAAGUGGGUGGAAGUUGUGGCAUUGCCCACCAAUGACGCUAAAGUGGUGGUGACAUUUCUGAAUAACAAUAUCUUUUCGAGAUUCGAGGUGCCAAGAGCACUUAUUAGCGAUGAAGGCACUCACUUUUUAAACAAACUGGUGGAGAAUCUGCUAAAGAACUAUAAUGUUAAACAUAAGAUCGCCACUCCGUAUCACCCUCAAACGAGUGGCCAGGUCGAAGUGUCCAACAAGCAGAUCAGACAAAUAUUGGAAAAGAUUUUGGUUCAUGGUAAAGCUUGUCACUUGCCACUAGAGUUGGAGCACAAAGCAUUUUGGGCAUCCAAAUUCUUGAAUUAUGAUCUAGCUAAAACAGGAAAUUUGAAAUCCAGGUGGUCGGGCUCGUUCGUGCUUCACAAUGUGUUUCCCCAUGGAGCUAUCGAACUGAAAAAUACAAAUAAUGGGGAUACCUUUAAGGUAAAUGGACAAAGGAUGAAACACUACUACAAGGGACAAGAAAGUGGACGAUCUGACUAUGUGGCUAAAGGGGCGAAGGCAUCAGGCAUUCAAAAUCCCUAUUUCAGGUAUGCCCAGAAGGUGCUGGAUUUCACACUUUUUGGCAGGGGUGAUAGCACAGGUGUAGCCACCUAG
This is a messenger RNA of Lathyrus oleraceus (garden pea), 690 nucleotides long. RefSeq lists its product as uncharacterized. Gene Ontology annotation, biological process: DNA integration. The transcript is spliced from 4 exons. The coding region runs from base 1 to 690 and encodes 229 amino acids. Gene Ontology annotation, molecular function: nucleic acid binding. NCBI's taxonomy places the organism in Eukaryota, Viridiplantae, Streptophyta, Magnoliopsida, Fabales, Fabaceae. The record is from RefSeq and is a predicted model, not a curated record.